ACCUCACAUCUCUGUUUGACUGUUAGUCUCAGAGCCCGUCUGCAUAGCUGCGCAAGCACAUGUCUAAAGUCAUUUUUAACAGAGCAAAGACAAACUUUUAAUUGCAAAGCAAUACAUAGCCAUAGAAGAUGGAAAAUGAUGAUAUUGUUUGGUCGAUCAUAAACAAAUCAUUUUGUUCUUAUAAAGUGAACACUAAAACUCAAAGGUUCUGCAGAAAUGAGUAUAAUCUUACUGGACUGUGCAACCGUUCAUCCUGCCCACUUGCCAACAGUCAGUAUGCUACGGUAAGGGAAGAAGAUGGAAACUGCUUUCUUUAUAUGAAAACAGUUGAAAGGUCUGGAUUUCCUCGAAAUAUGUGGGAAAAAGUGAAGCUGUCAAAAAGUUUGGAGAAAGCUCUUCGUCAAAUCAAUGAAUACCUUGUGUACUGGCCAGGUUUUCUUAAACAGAAAUGCAAACAGCGACUGCUUAAAAUCUCACAAUAUUUAAUACGCAUGAGGAAAUUAAGGCUGCGAAGACAGAAAAAAUUAGUUCCAAUCCAGAGGAAACAGGAUAGACGUGAACGUCGUCGAGAAGAAAAGGCUUUGGUUGCUGCUCGUUUAGAUUCCGCUAUUGAAAAGGAACUACUAGAACGUCUUAAGCGUGGAACUUAUGGUGAUAUCUACAACUUCCCUCAAGUUGCUUUCAAUAAAGCUUUGGAAGAAGAGGAAGAAGAAGAAGUUGAGCCUGAGGAAUAUGGAGAAGAUGAUGAAAAUGAAGAGGAAGAAGGGGAACUUGAUGAAGAGCUUGAGAAAGAGUUGGAAGAAGAGAGUGAAAAUGAAGAGAUUGAAUAUGUUGAAGCUGAUAGUGAUUUAGAAGCUGAGCUGGAAGGUGAAUCCGACGUUGAAGACAUUCAAGUUAACAAAACGCAAUCAACAGAUUCCAUUAAAGAAAACAUAAGAAGGAAACCAAGGCUUGAAAUUGAAUACGAGACUGAAACUUCCAAAAGUUUGAAACAUAAAGUUUAGCUUUAUCAAGACAAUACACCUUCUGAACUUUC
Messenger RNA from Daphnia pulicaria, 1036 nucleotides. RefSeq names its product protein MAK16 homolog (gene Rbm13). The transcript is spliced from 7 exons. Gene Ontology annotation, biological process: maturation of 5.8S rRNA; maturation of LSU-rRNA. Lineage: Eukaryota; Metazoa; Arthropoda; Branchiopoda; Diplostraca; Daphniidae. The record is from RefSeq and is a predicted model, not a curated record. Bases 129 to 1004 code for a protein of 291 amino acids. Gene Ontology annotation, cellular component: preribosome, large subunit precursor; nucleolus.